AUGAGUAAGCAACAGUUGCCUGAGAACACUAAUCCCAGCGGUGGGGUGAACAAUGGUCCCAACAUUCAGGCUAUUCCGGUUGUAGUUCAGCCAGAGUGUCCGAAUAUUGCCAUAAAUGUGGUAGUUGACCCAGUCAAUGGGCAGCCAGCAAGCGUCAACUAUGUUGAGUGGUGGGUCCCAUCGGAGCCGCAGUAUGUGGAUCCGAAUGCACCUGUUGUACAUUCGUUUAUGUUUUGGCGUCAACCCGACGGCAGCUAUGACAUGAUCACGCUGGAGGAACCGUUUACCGAGCAGGAAAUAGCCGUGCGGGAAAUUCUCAUGGAGGAUGGGCCGCUAAUUGUGUUAACCGGCUCGAAUGGUGAAAUCUAUUACAAUCCCGAGGAUACGGUCACCCUGGAUAUCGAUGAUGAUGCUCGUGUGUUCCUUAUAGAUCCUGGUGACAGUGUAGGUUCCUAUGUGAACGUAGAAGGUAAUCAAGGGGGUGAGACAUUGAAUGUAUUGCAGGAAUGCUGUGGACAGGUUAUUGAUCAAAUGGUUGGAAUAGAGCAGACUGCACCUCUCACCAAUGGUGCUGUGUCGACAGCUAAUCCCAAUAAUGUCCAGACCCAAAACGUACAAGGUGCGGCGGAGAACAGUUCAGAUGACGAUAAUCCCUUGGAAGUGGUCAAUCGUAGUCCGGAGAACAAGAAGCGUUGCUAUGGCUUGAACCGUAACUUUCGUUACCCAUAAAAUAGUCGAUUAAUUCCAUGUUCAAUGUUAUCUGAAGAAAAUGACGUGACAAAAUAAUUU
Messenger RNA from Drosophila willistoni, 789 nucleotides. RefSeq lists its product as uncharacterized. The coding region runs from base 1 to 729 and encodes 242 amino acids. NCBI's taxonomy places the organism in Eukaryota, Metazoa, Arthropoda, Insecta, Diptera, Drosophilidae. The record is from RefSeq and is a predicted model, not a curated record. The transcript has 2 exons.